UUUGUCUAUGGCACAGUUGUGUUGUCAAAGUUGCCAAAUAGUUAAGUUCGGAUUUCGAUAGUUUUAUUAAAAUUCUAUGUAUUAAAUAGCUUGUUGUGAAGUGAAACAUGCAGUCCAAAUAGCUGAUUAUCCAUUUAGCUAGUUACCAUUUGAAAAAGCACACGUUUCUUUUUAUUUUUACUGUGGAAAGUGGUUUUGAAACAUUGCGAUCAUGGAAGGGACUUGGGUGCUGAUUUUACUGGCUUUGGUGAUGCUGGUGGGGUCCUACACAGCAGGAAUCAUCCCCCUCAAUGUCAGCAUGUCUGAGGACAAGCUGAAGAAAGUGACAAUAUUCGGUGCAGGCCUGCUGGUGGGCACGGCACUGGCCGUGAUCAUCCCCGAGGGGGUCCGGGCAUUGUUCAGUGACACACAGAAACCGACAGUGCAGAGCGAGGUGUUCACGGCAGCGGCUGUUGACACACAUGAAGGGGAUCUGCAUUCUGUUAUCGGGAUCACUUUGGUUUUGGGCUUUGUCUUCAUGCUGCUGGUGGACCAGGUGUCCUCGCGGCACACGGACUCCAGCAAUCCCGUGGAGAAGAAUGUCACUGCUACUAUUGGACUAGUGGUGCACGCUGCAGCUGACGGCGUGGCGCUGGGCGCAGCCGCCACCACCUCCCAUGCUGACGUGGAACUGGUGGUGUUCCUGGCCAUCAUGCUGCACAAGGCGCCCGCCGCCUUCGGGCUGGUCACCUUCCUCAUGCACGCCGGGUUAGAGAGGAGCCGCAUCCGCCGCCACCUCCUCAUAUUCUCGUGCGCGGCGCCGGUCAUGACCCUGCUCACCUUCUUCUGCAUCGGCGCGGAGAGCAAGCAGACCAUGAGCGAUGUUAAUGCCACUGGUAUAGCGAUGCUGUUCUCAGCCGGCACCUUCCUAUACGUGGCGACAGUGCACGUGCUGCCCGAACUGACACACCCGCACUCGCACACUCACACGCUCCUGCCCACAGACUCUAUGCCUCAGAAGAAGGCGGGUUUCGGCAGUUUAUCUGUGUGCGAGACCGUCAUUCUAGUCUGUGGCGCUUUGAUGCCGUGUGUGCUGACUAUGGGACAUCAUCAUUAGGAUUCAAAUACUAUGUUCUCAGGGCUUUCUCACCAGGUCAAAAUGUAACGUGAAUUGUACAGGUUGUUGCAAAAAGGGUAUACUAAGCCGAAAGGGGGUGACUCAGGGGGUCAUUCUGAGCAACUUUUGUUCUACGAGUUUUGGAGAUUCGCCAAUAGUAUACCAUUUUUGCAACAACCUGUAUAAAAUAUCACUGCAUAAAUAAGCAAUCCCAUACAGACGAGUCCAAUCGUUUUCCUGUGAAUAGAAGCGCUCACUAGAUGGCGUUAAAUCAGAAAAAACUUGGGGAAAAAGAGUAGGCGUUCACUAGAUGGCGCUGUUAAAAAUAAAUAAGCUUUCUUGAAUGUGAAUGAUUAUUUGUGGAUAGUAAAUAUUAAUUUUAUAUGUGGUAUCAAAUUCAUAGGUAAGGCUGUGAAUAAUAUUUUUAUGUGUAUAUUUCGUAUGAAUACGUAGUAAGUUUAUCGGUUUUUGCCAAUUAAAAGAGGAAAAAAACACUUGAGUUACUUCCUACAUCAUCAUCAUCAUUAUUAGCCAAUAAUCAUCCACUGCUGGACAUAGGCCUCUUCCUAUAUAACUAUACUUAAUUACGCAGUUCAAUAAUUAAUUUAUAGCGAUCAAAUUGAAGGUUAGUGCCUUUGUUUUUUGCCCUAAACUGGACAAACCAUCAAAACUGGCUCAGCCGUUCGUGAUACACAAAGUAUGAGUCAACUACUCAUAUUUCUCGGGGUUAUUUAAACCAUAGUCUAUGAAACUUUGGACAUGUUAAUCAUAGGCUGUGUUGGUGUUUGAAUACUCGUUGCCAAUUUUUUAAACCUAUGAAGAUAAACUUCACCAAGAAAUAGAGGCUCAUAGUAACUUCUUGUAAUUUAUACUUAUAAGUAAUGACGAAAGCCUAAAAUUUAUUUAAAAAUGUGUUUUAUAUAACAAAUCUUUUGGAUACCUAUGUACAUGACAUAAUGACGUUUAAGCGAUAUGUUUUAUUACAUUAUUUAGAUAAUUGCGUCCUAAUUUUCUUCUGUGCAAUCCGUAGAUCUUCUGUUAUGGGUGCGGUUAUUAUGAAAUUACGCUCAAAAAUUUGUUUGUCAAAUGUACAUGUUGUACUUAUAAUUUAAGCAUUUAUGUAGUUACGUAUUUAGGAAUUUUCUAAAUGUACGUAAAGUUUGGCAUACUCCAUGGAGUUUAAAAUAUCCAUCCGGUAUGCACUAAUAUUUUUUU
Plutella xylostella (diamondback moth) is the source of this 2311-nucleotide messenger RNA. The record is from RefSeq and is a predicted model, not a curated record. Lineage: Eukaryota; Metazoa; Arthropoda; Insecta; Lepidoptera; Plutellidae.